ACAUCCCGACGUCUUAUGCUCAGGCAUUACUUAAUAUUCCAGCUAAAAUCGAAAUUUAACUAUAUGGUUAAAUGUUGGAUGUACCACGUACAUUGUAUUAUGUAUGCGUCUUCCUUCCCCGAAAUGGAUAGUGUACACCGGCAACGUUUAUCGAGAUAAAGUGGCAGAGGAGAGUCCGCGUUUUGCACUUGGCCAAAGGUCACGAUAUAUUGCACAGCACAGGCUGUUGUGUCUAGGGCAACAAAACAAGGCAUGCAUCCGGUCAUCGCCGAGCUGCUGGCUGGCACCCUGGGCGGUAUGGCCGGGAUCCUGGCUGGUCAGCCCUUCGACACAAUAAAAGUGCGUCUGCAGACGCAGAACGCCGCGGCGCCCCUCUUCCGCGGCACCACCCACUGCUUACUGGCGACACUGCAGCGCGAAUCCCUGCGCGGCCUGUACAAGGGCAUGAGCAGUCCGCUGGUCAGUGUGGCCGCGCAGAACGCCAUCGUCUUCAGUGUGCACGGCGCCGGGAUGGCGUAUUUAGGCGCCGACACUUUGACCAAUCACCUGCUGGCCGGGAUGCUGGCGGGGGCGCUGCAGACGCUGGUCACGUGUCCCGUGGAACUGGCCAAAACACAAAUGCAGAUACAGGGCGUCAUUGACGGUGCGACGCACGGCCGCCCAACGCGUUUAUACCGCAGCCCCGCCCACUUCCUCUACGCCCGCUACCGCGCCCACGGCCUGCGCGCCGUCUUCCGCGGUUUCACCGUGACCUUAGCCCGCGAACUCCCCGGCUUCGGCUCGUACUUUUGGUCCUUCGAGUACCUCAGCCGCCGGAUGGCCCCAUCGCCGCGCCCCGACGGCACCCCCGGACAACUGGGCGUGGCCGGGCUGCUGCUGGCCGGGGGCGGGGCCGGCGCCGUCUCCUGGCUAGCCUGCUUCCCGCAGGACGUCGUCAAGUCGCGUUUCCAGGCCGACGAACACUACCGCAGCGCGUGGCAGUGUGUGGCCAGCUAUCAAAAGGAGGGAUUACGGGUUUUCGCCCGCGGGCUCUGGCCCACCCUGCUGCGGGCCUUCCCGCAUAACGCGGCCACUCUGACCAUCUACAAGCUGUUCAUGAACCGCUACGCGAACGACCGGCAUCCGUGAGAACAGUUCCCGCAGAAAAUCUGUGCUGUAAAGAAUGUAUAAAAUAAGCGCUUCGUUUUAGCGGAUACUGCGCAAACCAGCGCUUCUCUGUACGAACCCAGUGUUGACGAUUUAUGCGCAUUGAAUGUGCUUCUGUUGCACUCUAUUAAAAAUUUUGAUUUUAUUAUUCGAUUUUUACUCCUACGUUGCGUGUGCCACAUUCUAUCAAUUUCUCUGUAUAUUUCUUUGCAGAGUAUAUUUUGUUCAACAAAGCUGAAUUGCAAGG
Messenger RNA from Paramacrobiotus metropolitanus, 1393 nucleotides. Its product is annotated as mitochondrial basic amino acids transporter-like. The record is from RefSeq and is a predicted model, not a curated record. Lineage: Eukaryota; Metazoa; Tardigrada; Eutardigrada; Parachela; Macrobiotidae. Gene Ontology annotation, molecular function: transmembrane transporter activity. Gene Ontology annotation, biological process: transmembrane transport. Gene Ontology annotation, cellular component: mitochondrion.